ACCAACCCUUGGGGCACCCUGAUCUUGGACUUCCAGCCUCUAGAACGAGGGAACUGAAAGGCUGCUGCCUGGCUGAGAAUUUCUGGAGGCUCAGGAAAAAGAUGAACUGGCCCCAUUCCUGCAUCUCCUUUUGCUGGAUUUACUUUGCUGUCUCUGGGCUGAGAGCUGUAGAAACAGCAGAUGGAAAAUAUGCUCAGAAGUUGUUUAAUGACCUUUUUGAAGAUUAUUCCAAUGCUCUUCGUCCAGUAGAAGAUACAGAUAAAGUUCUGAAUGUCACCCUGCAGAUUACACUUUCUCAGAUUAAGGACAUGGAUGAAAGAAACCAGAUUCUGACUGCCUAUUUAUGGAUCCGCCAAAUUUGGCAUGACGCAUAUCUCACGUGGGAUCGAGACCAGUAUGAUGGACUGGACUCCAUCAGGAUCCCCAGUGACCUGGUAUGGAGGCCGGAUAUUGUCCUAUAUAACAAGGCUGAUGAUGAAUCUUCCGAACCUGUGAACACCAAUGUGGUCCUGCGGUAUGAUGGGCUGAUCACCUGGGAUGCACCAGCCAUCACCAAAAGCUCCUGUGUAGUGGAUGUCACCUAUUUCCCUUUUGAUAACCAGCAGUGCAACUUAACCUUUGGCUCCUGGACCUAUAAUGGCAACCAGGUGGACAUAUUCAAUGCCCUAGACAGUGGUGAUCUCUCCGACUUCAUCGAAGAUGUGGAGUGGGAGGUCCAUGGCAUGCCUGCUGUGAAGAAUGUGAUCUCCUAUGGCUGCUGCUCUGAACCUUACCCAGAUGUGACAUUCACUCUCCUUCUGAAGAGGAGGUCCUCGUUCUAUAUCGUCAACCUCCUCAUCCCAUGUGUCCUCAUAUCUUUUCUGGCUCCCUUGAGUUUUUAUCUCCCAGCAGCCUCUGGAGAAAAGGUCUCCUUGGGAGUGACCAUCCUGUUGGCCAUGACUGUAUUUCAGCUCAUGGUGGCAGAGAUCAUGCCAGCCUCAGAAAAUGUCCCCCUGAUAGGCAAAUACUACAUAGCCACAAUGGCCUUGAUCACAGCCUCCACCGCCUUGACCAUUAUGGUGAUGAAUAUCCACUUCUGUGGGGCUGAGGCCCGGCCAGUGCCACACUGGGCCAGGGUAGUCAUCUUAAAAUACAUGUCCAGGGUUUUGUGUGUCUAUGAUGUGGGUGAGAGCUGCCUUAGCCCCCGCCAUGACAGGGAGCGAACUCUCCUCACAAAGGUUUAUGGCAAACUUCCAGAGCCAAAUCUGAAAACAGACAGAAACAAAGACCUUCCCAGAAAGAAGGAAAUAAAUAAACUGUUAAAGAAUGACUUGGGGUGCCAUGGUGAGAACCCACAGGAUGCUGACAGUUAUUGUGCACAGUACAAGGUGCUGACAAGGAAUAUUGAGUAUAUUGCCAAGUGCCUCAAAGACCACAAGGCCACUAAUUCCAAGGGAAGUGAGUGGAAGAAGGUUGCAAAAGUCAUAGACCGAUUCUUCAUGUGGGUUUUCUUCAUUAUGGUGUUCGUGAUGACUGUUUUGAUCAUCGCAAGAGCAGAUUAGUGGGCAUUUGUUGUGUGGAGAUAAAUCAAUAAAAUUCCCUGUGAUCUACUCUACUUUUCCAGGUAAGAUUUACACACAUACACA
This is a messenger RNA of Nyctereutes procyonoides (raccoon dog), 1625 nucleotides long. It is a transcript of the gene CHRNA9, whose product is annotated as cholinergic receptor nicotinic alpha 9 subunit. Bases 102 to 1541 code for a protein of 479 amino acids. The record is from RefSeq and is a predicted model, not a curated record. Gene Ontology annotation, cellular component: synapse; neuron projection; postsynaptic membrane. Gene Ontology annotation, molecular function: acetylcholine-gated monoatomic cation-selective channel activity; transmembrane signaling receptor activity. Gene Ontology annotation, biological process: signal transduction; monoatomic ion transmembrane transport; chemical synaptic transmission. Lineage: Eukaryota; Metazoa; Chordata; Mammalia; Carnivora; Canidae. The transcript has 6 exons.